Molecule: messenger RNA, 633 nt
Organism: Pieris napi
Lineage: Eukaryota; Metazoa; Arthropoda; Insecta; Lepidoptera; Pieridae
Exons: 3
Coding region: 1-633 (210 amino acids)
Source: RefSeq, a predicted model, not a curated record
AUGGCUGGAAAGGAUGACUUAUAUGAAAUUAAUGCACAUUUGGAAAAUAAAAAAAUUAUUGUAGCUAUUUUUUAUGAUUUUAAGAAGGCUUUUGAUACCUUAAAUACUGAGAAACUCUUAAACCCUUGGUUCAGCGACUGUCUCACGGCGCACUCUUACCGUGUGAAAGUCGGCGACGCAUUCAGUGAGGAGAAACAAGUAAACUGCGGCGUCCCCCAGGGUUCUGGGUGUGGGCCAGUGUGCUACCUGAUGUAUGUAAAUAGCCUCUGUGAAGUAUUACAUCACUGCUCGGCCCACAUGUUUGCUGAUGACCUUUGUACUCUGAGCGCUAGUACCGACCUCUCGGUGAUGUGUCGCCGGGUUCAAGAGGAUGUGGAUGCGGUAGUUAAAUGGUCACAUGAUAACGGCAUAAUAUUAAACGCUGACAAAACAAAGAUGAUAAUUAUUCACUCCCCGUAUUUAAGUUCUAUUGAUAAUACGCCUCCUCUUUUUGCGCACGGCUUUGAUUGCUUUCAUAACAAGAAAAUUAACUGUACGUGUAAACCUAUCGAAAAAGUUAAUUGUGUAAAUUACCUAGGAAUAAAAAUAGAUACGUCUUUUUCUUGGGAUUCCCAUAUAGAAUUUUUGUCAUAA